AUGCAGCGCGCUCGCCGUAAGCGCCGUUCAACGCAGCCCUCUUCUCCCAAGCGAGUGGCCGGGAGCAGGCAACCCCUGGCGGACGUGACGGGCGACGUCGAACACCUGCGUAACCGCGAGGCACAGCGUGGUGCAGACGCUCGGGGGCGCCUCUCACAGGCGCGUGCGACCCAAGUCAAGAAGGCUCGCCUUCUUACGUCCACGAAGGCGGUUAACGCGACGUUAGAAGCAAAUAUUAGUCCUGGAAAACCUGUCGACGCGAUAACGGCAGGAGACGGUCUGAGGCAGUUGACGUCGGGCGCACCAGAGCCUUCUGGAAACGACAGCGACAAAAGCGUCGAAAUCAUUUCUUUGAGCACGCCAACGAGCACCGAAGAAGAGCUUGUUACGUUUGAGCGUCGCUUUCGAAAAAAUAUCGGGAGCUCCGUUUUCGAGCCCAACGCCGAGGUACCCGAGUCAAACCUGAGGUCGAGCACUACAGAGCGGCUGGAGCCGAAGCGCUUAUCCGCGUCGUCGACGACUGGAGCGCCGUCUGUACAGGCGCGCAAGUCGCGGGCGCGUCGGCUGCGCAGCGCGAAAGCGUCACCAAUCAAUGAGCGCUCUUCGGACAAGUUGACACCGUCGGCAGUGACGACAGGAAAUGAGGCGUCGAACCUGCUCCAGGAGCAGACGCGCGUGUCUCAUGCGACGGUGCACGCACGGGUGCGCCACCCGCCCGGACGCAGUCCGGCCUUGAAACGUGAACUCGUGCUCGAACAGGCUGGGUUCUGGGAUCAAGUUGAUCAAGAAGAGUUGCUGAUUGAGGAUGUAACCUCGUCGGUAACCAGUGCUGAAUGCGGUAUGAACACCUGCUGCGAUCCGCUGUGA
Messenger RNA from Cyanidioschyzon merolae strain 10D, 867 nucleotides. RefSeq lists its product as hypothetical. The record is from RefSeq and is a predicted model, not a curated record. The coding region runs from base 1 to 867 and encodes 288 amino acids. NCBI's taxonomy places the organism in Eukaryota, Rhodophyta, Bangiophyceae, Cyanidiales, Cyanidiaceae. The transcript has a single exon.